GUCGCGAGCGUAGAAAUUACUGACAGCUCCUCUCAGAGGCCACCCAGCUUUGUUUUUAUGCUGCGUUCGACGAAGUUCGCGGCCCAGGAAAGCCGCGCGUUGUUCUAAAUUUGGACGCCUCCUCUCAUGGUUAGCUUGCCUGCUGUCCGCCUGAACUGGAACAGCGAGGCACCCCGUGCGGCCAAACGAACAGAUACAAGUCAUGUGACCUUAAAAAUCGUCUGCAUUGAACUAGGCCUAAAAUUCCUGCACAGUACGCGAGGCUCAUGAUAACAGUGUGUCAACUCACGAUAAUCUUCAUGUAAUUCCGACCGAGAAGUUCGGCCUAAUCCAGUAUGGCUGCCGAGUCUGGAGGCAGCGUCGCCUACCAGGAUUCCAGCGAUUUCCAGGAGUGCUCUAGCAGAGAGGAGCAGCUAACCGAAUCCACUAAGGUUGAAUUGGCAAACCUGGUCACGUUGGUGCCUUCGCAGGCUGAGAGCAGCAGCUUUGAUUUGUCCACGAACCAGCAGACAUUGCCAACUAGUGAGGAGUUUGCCGAAGACGAGCGCUCAAACAAUGACAGUGCAUCGUGGCAGGAUGGUGACACUGAUCUGAUGACCGAGUGUGCAAGCUCCGAGUUCUCAUGCCCUCCGUUUCUGGAAGUGGACUUCUCAGACCUACAUUUUUAUGAGCGGUGUGGAGGUGGUGCUUUUGGGAGUGUAUAUCGUGCUAAGUGGAAGUCUCAAAACCUCCAAGUGGCUGUGAAGAAGCUUCUAGUCCUGGAAAAGGAGGCACAAGUUCUGAGUGUGCUGAGCCACAAGAACAUCAUAACGUUUUAUGGGGCUGCCACCAAGGCGCCAAAUUUCUGUAUUGUCACAGAGUAUGCAGAACAUGGCUCCCUGUAUGCUUUUCUGGCAAUGCAAGAGAAUGACUCCAUGCUGAGCUUUGGUCAGAUUCUUCUCUGGGGCAUUCAGAUUGCUGCUGGUAUGCACUACCUGCACGAAGAAGCACCCAUUAAAGUCAUUCAUAGAGACCUGAAAUCUAAGAAUGUCGUUAUAUGCUCAGACUACACGUGCAAGAUAUGUGAUUUUGGUGCUUCUCGUUUCCUGGGUGCUACAACGAGAAUGUCACUAGCAGGAACGCUGCCUUGGAUGGCCCCUGAGGUGAUCCAGUGUUUGCCAUCUUCAGAGACAUGUGAUGUCUGGUCUUUCGGUGUGGUUCUUUGGGAGCUGCUCACCCACGAAGUUCCUUUCAAGGGCAUAGAAGGAUUUCAAGUGGCUUGGGCUGUUGUCGAAAAGGAAGAGAGACUCACCAUUCCAAGCACCUGCCCUGCUGCAUUUGGAAAUUUAAUGACUGCCUGUUGGAAGACAGAUCCCAAGGAAAGGCCCCCAUUUUCUACCAUACUGCAACACUUGAAUGCUAUGAGUGAAGAUGACUCCUUGUGUAGCCUUGCAUCUGCAUAUUUAAGUCAGCGUAGUGUUUGGAAGCAGGAAAUCGAAUCCACUUUGGAGUUGAUGAAGCGUGCCGAGCGUGACCUCAGUCAAAAGCAAAAGCAGUUGGAAGAAUGGGAAAGCCGUUUGCAGCAGAAGGAGCAGCUUCUCGAGCGACGCAGAGGUUGCAUGGAGCUAUAUGUUCAUGAUGUGAAUACUUGGACUGUGGAUCAUGUGUUUCUCUGGGUUCAACAAUUGGGAUGUGAUGAUGCCACCAAGGACUUAGAGCAGUAUGCAGAGCUGUUCCGCAGCCAGCAGAUUCCAGGCAAACGACUGCUCCUUCUCACUGUGGAACACUUGAAGGACAUGGGCAUUGCCCCCUUGGGACACAGACUGGCACUGAUGGAUGAGAUUGAGAAGCUUGCCAUGGAAAACAGACGCAAGUUUGAAAUGUCACAGCGUGAGUCCAUGAGCCAUGGCCAGUACCUCCUCCACCUUUGGGUCGUCUGCGCUGGGAUCAGCAAGCUUUGCAUCAGUGACAACGUCCUUUGGUUCCUGGGAUCCAGAAUGCCAUCGGUGCCAAUGUCUAUCUCAGAGCCAAUGCUCCUGCGACUCACACUGCUGUUUGGCAGCCACGUUCGGCUGGGUGCGAGUCCCCGUGAACACAAGUGGAAGGCAUUCGUGGAGUUGGACACGGGCGAAACGCAUUUGGCCAGUGACGCAGCUGCCCGCUGCAUCAGCAACGUCACCUUUGAGUGUGCCCAGUCUGGCCUUUUCCUCACACGUAUAGCCCAGCCACCAUUUGUGAUGGACCGAUGGUGCAUUGGCAUUACUCCGGAAACAGUCGUGACAUGCGUCGUAAAUUAUGAGCUCUGCGUACUGGAGCCACGGUCAACGCUGCUGAGCCACCGGGUGCGCCCAGAAGGAAGUGCACCCGAACAGAUUGAGGUGGUCCUGAGGCUAUCUGCACUGUCUCCCCGCCGUGAGGAUGCCUCACGGUCCUCCUCCCGGCGAGAGGCCCACUCGGCUCCGUCCAGAGCACGCCGCCUCUCAGAGGACCUGCUGCCCGAGGCCUGGCGUCAGCGCAGCAGCCUCUUUGACAGCUUCUCUCCAACUCGAAGGCCCACGCAUCGCCGAUCACGUUCCGGUGGUGACGGCUGCUGGGGUGCAUCGAUGCUGUCAGCAGCACGUAGUGGCUCUCCGCUGUCUUUUGCGCCCCGACGGCUGCUGUCAUCGCCUGCCGGUGGAGACCUGUCGAGCGAAGAAGAGGAGGAAUGCCUGGCCCACCUCGCCUCAGAGCUCGGAGGCAGCGGCACUGCUUCGACCGGGAGAAGCCGCCUCAAGGAGCACCGGCGCCACCGGCUGGCAUUCUCUCUUCACUCCAGCUCGGAGGACUCCCUGAGUGACCAGGGCACCUCUAGUCUCCGGUCACACUCUCUCGCAGGAAAUGCCACUGCGGACCAUUGGGGAAAUUUCUUUCGCUUUUUCAGACUCGCUGAGAGCUGUUCACGACAUGAAGAGGAGCGGCAUCGGCGAAACAGCACGCCCACUCGGCGUCGUGAUCCCAAGAAGUACCGGCACUCGAUGAGUGACAGCGGCUUUGCGUCUUCCGAUGCGUCCAGGCAAGUGCUACGCGUCGAAAAGUGCCACGUCAAGCUGAAGAGUGGUGGUGACCUGCCGGCUGACCGCACCGAACUCGACAUUGGCUUGGGCCCCAGCCUAAGCUCUGGCCUGAGCUCGGGCCUGAACAGACUCAGUUUUAGCCUGGAGACCGACGGCUUCCGGCUUGGUGGCCGAGAGCGAAGGCUGGGGGGACUGCUCGACCGUGUGGCUGGCAAUAUCGGCUGGCGUCGCAUGGGGUAUGAUGGUUCUAUGUGAACUGACGUUGCAGUUGUGCUGCGGUAUAGAAUGCACUUUGUCUUUUGGCAGAUGGAAAAAAAAAGAAAAAAAGUACCUUCACUAAGUAUUUACGCAGAUGAACGCUAGUCUUUCACAUGCUGAGCUAUUUGUAAUGUGACUAUAUAUUGUAAUGCCGCACUCAGUUUUUAAAAUCUUUUUUGAGGCCUAUUGCCAGCAAGAGUUUGUGCAAGAGAGAAACGCAGUCUCUUGUUUGCUUGCUUGAAGUUUGAACUGUGUUUUUGCAAACACAGAUCCAACACUUCACUCCAUUGAAGACAUUAAGCAAGUUUAGAAAUAAAGCUCCCAUAUUUGGGAACUCGUUGCAGCUUGCUAUUGCAGCUUGCUAUUGUAGCUUUGUUGUUGUUUUUGCUAAGUUUACGACUCUGGCUCACUGUGUACAAAUGUUUCUCUGCGUCCUAGCCCUGGCUUCCGACCUCAGGUUCUUGUUCUCGCGUCACAGGGCCAGUCUCGAUGGCCGUUGAAUGUUGAGCUUAACAAUGCCUAUAUGGACUUAUUCAAAGUUAUGGGGGCCUAUUGACAUAUUGCAACUGCCAUUGAGUAGGCUAAUAUGGCAGAGAAUUGGUGCUGCACUAGUUUAGUGCUUAUUAACAGAAAGAAAUGAGCUUCAAUUAUAUUUCAGCUGUGACUGCCGUCGGCAACCAUUGUGCCCUUGAGUGGUAAUACGAGAAGUGUGGCCUGCCCUUUGCAAGUGGGACUGUGCCUUCUAAUUUAAGUCCGCAGGCACGAGAAUCAACCUCACGGAAAAGGGAGAAUGAUUGUUGACGUUAGGUUCAUAUGUAUAUUUGAACACUCUAUGCUAUAUAUACUUGGCACUUAGGUUCUCAGUUCUUCUCAGUUCUAUUGUUUUUUGUUCAUUUUGGGGAUUUGCCCCAGGCAUAUGUAACUAAAAAAAAAUACGAACAAAAGUGGCAUCAAAAGUAUCAAAUGCUGUUGGCAUAACGUAAGCAAGCUGCUCAGAAGCAAGUAGUAAAGGUAGAGGUGCCUCAUGUUUGCAGCCUUGCCCAGAGUGGUAACUGGGGCAUUGUCUUUGUUAUAAUAGUGCUCUGUUUGUAACUAUGAUGCACAAGUAGAGCAUUAUUGGCUUAAAGUACAGAGUGACCUGUGAUUGACCUCUUGUCAUAUGUUGCAGGAACUUGAAGUUGCAGUCUUUUAGCAGUUUUUCAGUUUCUGAAGCAUUAUAUAAGUAUUUUAGUUCAUAGUUGUUGUGUCCUGUGGUGUCAGAAGAAAAGAAAAAAAGAAAAGGAAGUGCAAAUCUUACAAAUGUACACAGUAAUGGUAUUGUUUUUUCUUCAAAGAAAACCUGUUCAAGUUGAUAACACAGAUGUUAGAAAGAUCCCUAGUCAAGGUGAGAGCCUAUGUUCAACAGUUGGUACACCUUUUAUAUCAUCGACAUUUGCUAGGUUUCACAUAAUGCAUAACUAUGGACACGCUAUGUGGAGUACCGUGGCUGGUGUUCAGCAUAAACAACGAAAUACCUGAUGAUCACUGCUGCUUUUGCUGUGCUUCUUGGUAUAGAAAAAAAAAAAGAAAAAAAGAAAAAUAGAGAAGAAAAUGGGGGGUGGGGGGGGGGGGGGUUGUGAGAUGUAGCUCACCUCCUAAUGUUUCAGGAUACCCCUUUCGUAUCAGUGUUUGCACUUUGCAGAGGGGCCAUAUUAUUAUUUUAUGGGCCAUAGACUCAUUUUAGGGUAAGCUCUGUUCUCUGGUAAGUUGGAAAGUUGGAACAGUUCAGGGACCUUUAUUUAGAUCUCUAAUGCAAAGAGAUAGGUAGGUGGCCGUGUGAACCAGAGAGCUAUCAGGUGUAGGUGGUGUUGUUAAGAUUAAGAAAAAGAAAUGGAGUGGUGCAUAGGCUAGAUAACUGGUGGUCUAUAAGAGUAACAAAAUGUUUGCCAAGGGCAGGGAAAUACACUCAGUGGUGGCAGAAAAGUUGGCGGAGUUAGUGAUGUUACUAGGAAACUUGCAGGCAUAGGAUGGAGACAGUUGCCACAGGACAGGGGUAAGUUGAGAUUGCUAAGAGAGGCCUUCAUCCUGCAGAGGACCUAAAUAAUUAUUUUUUUAAAUAUAGAGGAGGAUUAAGCAAUGCUGCUGAUUAUCUUUUUCUCGUUUACUCAGUGCAGUCAUGUGAAGUUGAGCUCCUAGUAAUAUGAAUAGAAUUCUCAUGUUUCUGUUACAGGAAUACUACUGUAGCAGUCGUGAGAGAUUCAACUAGUGAAUUGUUUUACUGAAUACUACUACUGCUACGCGAGGCAAUAUCGCAAAUUGUGACUUUUCUCACUGUGCCAUUAAGAAAGAUUGACACUUUCUUUUUUUUUUUUGUGGAUCAUGUGUUCCUGUCAGUUUCCCGAAACUUGCUAGCAACAAUGGGCAACACAACCUUUAUGCUUUUAAAUAAAGUUCUAAGAGUGUGAACAGAUAUGUGCUUGGUAUGGAGAUCAUUGACAGAACAAAUUUUUCUUUUUAGUUCAGUUGAAUUGUUUAUAUUACAGGUGAACAAAAGGAAGGGGUCUAAAAAUAUAGGCAGCGUACAUUUUAUUCUCAAUUGUGUUCAGGAAAUGUGUGAAAGCCGAGCACUUUUUCUAACAGUGAUAUCUUGAACUGGCUAGCUGCAGUUGGAUUUUUGUGCAAAACAUGCUUUUAUCAUUGCACUAUUCACUGACCUGGUUCUCUUAGUUCUUCUUUGGCAGUGUUGCAUGUGAGGCCUUCUCAAUGUUACAUACUCAGUGUUCAGAAGCAUAACCCUCUUAAGGCAUGGAGUGUCAGUUCCUGCAAAAAAAGAAAAAAAAAAGAAGAAAACUUCUACAAGCAUUGCUCAACUACUUGAACAGGUACUCACUUAGUCAUUCUCUUUAGCACAAUUAAAAACUUUCAGGUGGCCUGUUAACUUCUCAUGUGUGGUCUGCAUGGCCUUCCCAACUAUACUAGCUCCCCUUUCCUGUACAAUCUUUAGGCAGCUCUCUUGUCUGUCCUCUCACAUAUUCAUCACAGCAGCACAGUGCAGCCUGUACGGAGGUGUGCUCUAUGUAUGGGGCCAGAGAACCCAACUUGACUUUGAGACCACUGCUGUAAAGCAAGGUGGCGUUGCUUAACCAGAAUAUGUAACCAUGCAAUCUAUAUCCACUCGUAGGUUUGACCUGCAUUUAGGUGCACAUUCUUUUGGACUGCACUUUAGCACGCUCGUUGGCUGUUGUAGUUUAAAGAAAAUGGUUUUAACUCUCCACAACAUUCAACUUCACAAUUUUCCUCAAACACAAACAGACAUGAAACGUAAUAUAAUGAACUUAGGUCUAGUAGAACUUGCAUUGUAACAGAACUUACCACUUCUUUGUGUCCUUAAUUGUUUAAUCAGCAGUCGUGUACUUCACUUUUUAACGAAGCUUUCUCAUAUCAGAUAGUAGUUUUGUCACGGAAUGAAACACAUCAACUCAGGCCCAGCUAAUUACGCAUACUUUAGUUUCCGCUGUUUCCAGUUCGUGUUACAUUGGUGUAGUUCUAGCUUUCAUGCCCAGAUGAAAGUUCAUGAUGCCACCUUUAGUGACUAGAUGCGUAGCUGUGUGAUGUAGCACUCUCGAGUUACUGCGCUUAUUGGGUGUUCUACCUUAAAAUUUCCAUGUCACGUUUUAUUCUGUUAGUGUAGCACAUGCUUUGGCAGCAACAGCAAAUGAAAAAAAAAAAAAGAGAGAGAAAGAGAGCCGGUAAUAGGAAAUCAAUUAGAAGGUGUCCUGUAAAAGGCUUUAAAUUACUUAUGCACAUACAAAGACAAAGGUUCGCAGGCAGGUGGAGACGUGACAUGUGUGAUCAUCGGUGGGGGAACUAGGAAUGUCGCUGGAGGCAAUGUUUCGUCAAGGGGACUUGCCUUUGUCGGGGCAAUUGUUUUGCCACUCUGUGUAAACGUUGGCCCCAUUGGCAUCCCCUUUCGACCACUGGUGAUCAGUUUAUGUGCUAUGGUUGCUGCAGAGGGUUUUGUAGGAUACUUGGAACCGUGAUUAAUGUACACAGGAUCCCACUUUUAGUGGUAACAAGCAAGCAAGUGUAUGGCUGUCAAAUCUUACCCCUGAUGUGCGGCAGGGGCCACAGCGGUAACCAAACAUUUGUGCACUACCUCCAGUAGUGGGCUACUGUGUACAGUAAAGUGCUAUCGUAAGCACCUCUGUGCAGUAUUGCUUUAUAAAACUGCGAUAGUAUGCUAUUGACUGGACUGAUCAACUAGUUCGAGCAAGUUUACGAGAUUUCUAUUUGUGCUCUCAUUGUCGGCAAGACCAGCACAAUCUUAGCUGCAAAUGUUCGCCGUGAAAUAGUGAAACAUGCAUGUUAGUAAUUUCAUCUUGGUAAUGUGAAAACACUGCCCUAAAGCACAUGCUGUAUUUUCACGAAUAUGUAUAAUGCAGGGGGUGACUAUUGAUUACCAAGGAAAUAAGUAGUAAUAUCAUUAUUGCAAUGCAAAACAUCGCCACGAGCUUAAAUUAGAAUGUUUUAGUGUACUGUGAUGUGCGACAGUGUUUGCACGUACCAAGGCCGCGCAGACGUGUUUUGAAGUUGAUCAUCUGGACCUCCGAACCGCUACGCAUUGUCACUCUCCUUUCCCUUUUGCUUCUCUCUCACUUCCUUGCAGUUGUGUGCUCCCUCCUGUGCAUGUGCAUAUCUAUUCUGCCCUACGACAUUGCGAGGUUGGCUUUUCUGCAAAACUUAGUUAUCAGGUGGUUGAGCUUGCCACAUUUUAAAGCGUGAAAUGUACUGGGUUUCAGUUGACAGUUGGGUAUGGUAGGGCAUUGUUUCAAGUACUAUGCAAGGUACCUUCUCAAGCUGGUUAUCUCGUGAAAGAAAAAAAGAAACAAUCUGCUAUUUCAUUCACGUAAAUAGUGUAGUUUUCGCUCCUGUUGUCAUUUUUUUCCCCUCCUGUUGUCAAGCUGCAUAAUGGUACCAAGUGCGCUUACCUCGUAAAUUAAGUCUUGCCUUUAUCAUACAGGUUAUAGCCAAGGCGUGACUCCUUCAAUGCAUUGCCUUAAAGAUUUGUAUAGACGUCAAGUAUAGAUAGGUGAAAAAGAAAGAUGAGAAACUAAUGAUAUACCACAAGACAACACUCGUGCUAUAUGCAAGAAAAUGCAGUUUUACACAGCUUGUAGCCUUAACCUCGUUGACUGUGGCCUUUCUGUUGGUGCAACCAAUGUGUUCCACAUUGAAUGCUCAUGAAUGCCUUUGCUACUGAAAAUUUUGCCUUAUAUGUAUGCCUUUCAAGGUAGUUGCUGCUGAUAAGGAUGGAAAUUUGGGAAGGUUGGUGAGUCGUGUUGGAAUUAUUUAUAGUGCUAACAGGCCAGGACUUAAAGAGAAGACAUAGGACGACGCAUGGAAGCGCUUUAUGUGUCUUACUUCUUUUCCUUCUGUCCCCGUCCAUUAGUGCUAGAAACUGUUCCAAUUGCUGCCGCUUGUUCUUGCCAGUGCUUCAUACUUUCUGCUGUAAAAGGGGCCCUGAAAUGCCUUCAUUCAUUGUUCGCUCUGUUUUAGUUCUUUGUAACGCCGCACCUUCACAUAUAUAACCCACUUUUGCAAUAAGUUGCCUCAGCAUAUUACAGCGCUCAAAUAAGAAAAAAAAAUGACUUUGUAUCUGUGGUGCUAACAGUGUGUUUGCUUAAUACGUCUCCAGGCUGCUAUGUUUGAUUUGUGCAGUUCUGUGAACGACAUGUUAUAGGGGUUGUGCUGCAUAGGUUGGGAAAACAAUCACGUGAAUUAAAGUUGCAAUCUGCAUAAAGCAGAUUCUCUUGCGUCUUGCUUUUUGUGUGUCGGUGGUUCAUCAGCUCUGUAGUGUUGAAUGCGGCCUUCAGCUAUUGCCUCUUGGCAGCUAUGUGUGUAUGUGUGUGUGCAGAGCUGCGCUGCACUGAAUUCUUGCGAAUUUCCGGCGCCUACUAAAAUUUUAGCUCUGUGAUUUCAGAAUCGUUGAGGGUAAUGCACUUGCUUUAUGUAAUAACUAAGGCAGACAAAAGCCGGUCAACACUUCUACAUAAUAUGUGAGGCACUGAGUGCGAAUAGAUAGUAAGCAUGUUUUCGUCUGUCCUGUUGAUACCGCAGGAGUUGUUUGGAUAACUAAUAACUACAGUGGAAGCCAAGUUGAUGUAUUAUUUUCCUUGGUUUCCAUUGUGGCAUUUCCCAUUAAUUGCGGCAACUGCGGUUAUCAGUGCAUUUGGCUAAAGCAUCUGAGGCCUUCUUGUUUUUAGUGAUGUCUGGCAGAUUUUCCUGUUUUUGAUGAUGUAAUAGCAGGUCCAUUAAUUGUGUGACGUCUUGUAGACACAGAGCUACGAUUGUUGAUUCUGUCGUAUUGAAUGCAUUCUGUGUCAUUGGCCAGCUUGGCUAAUGCACCAGCAAUGACAAGAACUGAGUGAGUGUCCUAGAAACAAAAAAAUUGCAGAUUUGAUUAGAGGUGUUUCAGGGCCCCUUUAAUGCUUACUGCCUGCCUUGUUUUACUAAGUGUUGAUGCUCCGUCCGACUUGACAUGAAAAUCAUGUCAAAAUUGCAGCUAUUUUUGUAAAAGCUGUGUGUUUUCCAUCUUGUUUGCGCAGUGAUGGGAUGCCACUUUCUUUGGUUAGUGAUUAUGGAACAUCACGUUCUGCAGAUAUACUCCUUUUUUUUUUUAAACAUGUGUCAUACUUGCCUUGUGCCCUUGAAAUACUAUGUCUCUUCUCAUUGAACUUGAGAAACUUUGCUUCUUUCAAAAUAUCAGUUCUGCAGAGAGCUAGUUUGUGGCCAACAAAAAUGUACAGGAGCAUUUGAUGAAGGGAAUCUGGCUUAUUUGCAUAAAUGAAUGACAGUUGUGAUAUAACAGGCAGCCAGCACGCUGCAACAGCGGGGGAGCCUGAAACCGCAGCGCACUGGCUGCCCAUUGCUGGGUGACAUAAGCAGAACGUUGCCUCGAGGGGUGCGGCUUUGCGCUCGCUACAGCCUCGCAGUUUCAGUUUUGUGCACUCUGAUAGCUAAAAUUCGUUGUGCCAUGGUUCUGCGGGCAAUCGCAUUUUUCCAUAUCCAAAAGUUGAUAUGGCUUGUAGGGAGAGCUCGCUUCAAUUUCCCAAUUACGAUGAGCCCACUGAAACUAAAUAUAUAAAAGUUAAUUGAUGCAUUUUUGUUAAUUAGCGACUAAUUACCCUGUAUCACCCGUCACUCCGUGGUUGCCACCACUGAUGACACAUCUCCGAAGGAACUGUCCCUUUAAUUCAAAAUGGCUAUUUUUAAAUAUUACUUCGUCUUUGUAGAAACACCCUGUAUAUUUAAAUGGUAUGACACAGGAUGGGGAAAUUGCACUGGUCAUUUCUUCUACACCUAGAUGUAUAGACCAGUUCAACAGCACCUUAGGAAAUUAACUUACUGUUAUUAUUUGAGGUAACAUUUUACUGGGCAUUUAAGCUUGUGUACUUAUAUUUAAAGUGCACGUUAAAAAGCCCCAGGUGGUGAAAAUUAAUCCGGAGUCCCCCACUACAGCAUGCCCAGGGGUGGGACUCCUGCGCCGAUUGCACAUUUUCGAUACAGACGCAAAUUCCUGCACCAAACUGCGCCAAACACAGAAAAUUGACCAAAAUUGCACCAUGCUGCGCCAGAACGGCUUCGGCAGUGGCCGUGAACAGCGCGCGGAUUCGUUCUCCGAAAAAGAGUGCAGCCAUUCACAUUACCACCGUGUGACGGCACCUCCCGCAGAGUUUCUUGUAAUUUUCGUGCUUAUGACAAUGGACUUUUCGGUGCUUCCGGCUGGCGCACGCGCGGCCACUGCUGGCUGUUGUUGCUGCUGUCGGAACGGCUAGGGCGGCUGUGUUUAGAGUGUGCUAGGAUACGGUUGAGUGGGCUGAGCAGUGCAGCGCUCCCUAGCUGAGGUGCAAAGCAACAAAAAGCAGGCUGAGAGCGCUGCGAGCGAACUAGAUAUUUCGGAGGCACGCGCUGCAGCGGGGGGUGAAGCGGGCCGGCGUCUGUGUCCCCAAGGCCGGUAUAACGUAAAACUAUUUCAAUCUGUUAUUAUGCCUAUAUGGGUGAGGCGUGAGCCAUUUUGACCUAUCACAAAGGGCCAAUAGUAGAUUUGGAAUAAAAAGUCACAGUAUCGCCUGAACGGCGAAGCAUCGAUUGCGACAGUAAAUUAGUGGGCAGCUAUACAAAGCAAGGCUAGUAGUUUUAUCGGCCGUAUAAAAAGCAUUGGCAAACUAACCAAAUUAACAAGCAUGGUGUCACGCACGCACAGGCAAGCAGGAACACAUCUCACUCGACUACUGCAGAAAUUCGCUGUGAAAACGCUGGAGUGAGCGAGCGCGGCAGCAGCAACGAGUGAAUUCACCUAUGUGCUUGCGGCCUCGCUUCAACGCGAACUAAGUGGUGAAAACCAGCGCACACGAAGCUAUUAGCACUCACACUAUGUCCCUAUCGCAGAUCGCUUUCAAGAUAGGGCCCGCGCAGCCGCGCCAUAUGCAGCAGCAGCUGGAGUAAAACGACCCCUCCCCCUGGUGCUUUGCGCGCGAUGGAAGAUGGCGCGCUUCGUCCCUGCUUUCCUCACUCGCGCGUGCGAAAUUGAGCCGCCAUCGUCGGCUCACCCUUGUCGGCUCACCCUUGUCGGCUCAUCCUCACGCUUUCACUCGCACAUACAGUAUAUGGCCCCUGGACUUUGUAUGGAACAUCAUGGCGACAGCUACGCCAGAAAUGCGCCUGGAGUGUCCAUAUAAUCGCAACAAAAACGGAUCGGAAUAGUUUUACAUUAUACCAGCCUAGGGUGGAUUGUGGCUCUCUCAGUCUGCAGUGACAUUUGGUGACCCAGAAGUUACGUUACAGAGUCGAUUGGACUGCAUAAUUUGAGAACAUUUUCCGCUAUUGUCAUGAGCGUAUAGGCACGGGAAUAUAUAGUUUGAUCGUUGUACAACCGAUCUUCCCUGCUUUACAAGAAAGCAUGGGCCGAGCCACCGCUCAACCCACUCUUCCAUAUUCUAGUACGCUAUAGCUACAAAGUGCGCUUCUACUACGAGCUUUCUGUUGGGUUAUUCUGUGUCUUGUCGUGGUUUCGAAGUGCACUGCCAUAUUCCAUUAUUCCACCAAAAUUCAGAUUGGCCUGCUCCAAACUGCUUCAAUAUGAAAUUUUAUCUGCUCCAAAAUGAAAUUUAGUCUGCUCCAAGCUGCUCCAAAAUACUAUUUUGUCUGCUCCAAACUGCUCCAAAACGCAUUUUGACCUGCUCCAGAAAUUGCGCCAAAAUUACUUUGGCCAGUCCCACCCCUGCAUGCCUCAUAAUCAGAUCGUGGUUUUUCCACGUAAGAUCCUGAAAUUUAAUUUUUACUGGUCACAAAGGACAGGUCGGCACUACUCUUGCUUCAAUCAAAUGGUAUAUUUCUGAAACCUCGUGUAAAAAUUCUAGUAAAUCAUAAUUUUCUUAAUAAAUUGCUUGUGAAUGUUUGGAAAUUGAUGAGAACUAUAAUUUUACUCUCGAUAACAUGUUCUUAUCCUAGCGGUCUUAGUCUUCUCUCUCCUCCUUUUUUUUUAAACAAAUACUACUCAUGUAUAUUCUGUAAUCAGUUUAAUUAUGAAGAAGGCUGCUUAAUUAUGAACCAGACUGCCAUAGCAAUCACAGUGUUAAAUUAAACCUUGAGGCCACCAACUAGCACUGUUUUAUUCUGCACCACACUUCUACGGCUCUUUCUUUCUUCCUUCCUUCCUUUCUUUUUUUUUCUUUUAUAUUUGUGAAGAUUUGAAGAAUUCGUGGCUGUUGUGGCAUUGUAGAGCCAGUGUUUAUGAGAUGUCCUUGUUUUGUUCUGCAGAACAGUGUUUUAGUCUGUAUCACCAUGAUCUGUAUAGAAAUUGUUGCACAACCAUGUUAGUUGCUUGGCAUUUUUGCUUACAUGCAUAUAUAAAAUCUUCGUUACAGUGCCAUAGAUAUUUGAAUAAGUACAUGCUUUGACGUUUAUGGUCUUAUUUGGAUGAACUGUUGGUCAUAUCGCGGUUUUCGAAAUAUGUGUAACUAUAUUAUUUUGUCGUUCUGUACAGUGGCAUAUUGUGUGCAUCAGGCACUCGCUUCGUUUACAUUUAUUUAUUUAUACCUGCUGCUCGUUUUGUUUAUUGUUCUUUGUUUUAGGUGAUAUUGGGGUAAGUCGGGACGUUACAGUGGGUACCACCUGUAAAUAUUAGUGCGUAUUAUUACAACGUUCAGUAUUGGUUUGUUGCUGUAGUGAUCUAUAGUAGUUAUUGCUUUCGUUUUUAGAGAAGUUUAUUACUUUUAUGUGCUUACUGGGGCAAUAAAGAAUACUUGUUUCUCAC
This is a messenger RNA of Dermacentor silvarum, 13584 nucleotides long. Its product is annotated as mitogen-activated protein kinase kinase kinase 20-like. NCBI's taxonomy places the organism in Eukaryota, Metazoa, Arthropoda, Arachnida, Ixodida, Ixodidae. Gene Ontology annotation, molecular function: ATP binding; protein binding; protein kinase activity. The record is from RefSeq and is a predicted model, not a curated record. Gene Ontology annotation, cellular component: cytoplasm. Gene Ontology annotation, biological process: protein phosphorylation.